Cylicostephanus goldi is the source of this 338-nucleotide messenger RNA. The record is from the annotation of a GenBank genome assembly. Lineage: Eukaryota; Metazoa; Nematoda; Chromadorea; Rhabditida; Strongylidae.
AUGAAUACUGUCGCUCCGUCGUCGUCAGUUGCCUCGUUUUUCCGCUCCGGAAAACCAGAAGAUCCACAAGCGGCUCUUUUGUUCUCUCUUCUUCAAGUCAUGACUGCUUGCUUUGGAGGAUUUGCGCAUGGAGGUAACGAUGUCAGUAACGCUAUCGCACCGUUGGCUUCGCUUUACGUCAUCUAUAUGGAAGGGUCCGCUUUCCAGACGCUCGAUACUCCUGUGUAUAUCCUGCUGUAUGGAGCUCUUGGAAUGUGUAUUGGAUUAUGGAUGCUUGGACAUCGUGUCAUCUAUACAGUGGGCGAAAAUCUCACAAAAAUCACACCUCCCAGGUAAGU